CGGCCUGUUCGGCUCGUCCCAUCUACCCUCGAUCUUACUGCAGGUCCAAUCCGUGUCAUCACCGGGGCUAAGGUCCACAUGUUCACGGUCCACAGGAAGCUGUCCUGGCCAAGACCCGCUCAGGUCUUCACCACGUGUAUCCCAACCCAAACCCAGAACCUUUCUGUUACUGAACAAGUAUUCCGUCUCACAUCGACAUUUGAUCCGACCCAAAAUAACUGUUCGAAAUCAGCCCCCACCAAAUUAACUGUUCGAAAUCAACCCCCACCAAAUUAACUGUUCGAAAUCAACCCCCACCAAAAAAACCGCACCGCCAAAUGAACAACAGCACUGGGCCCCUGAUAGCCCUGCUCGCCCGAAAUGUCCAGCUGAUGCAGGAGCCCGCCGACGUGCGCCUCGAGCUGCCCGGCGGGAGUGGCGUCGUGGCAGCACACCGCGGCGUGCUCGGCCGCGUGUCGCACUUUUUCGCCACCAAAUUCGCGCCCGAGGGCACGUGGGCGGGCGCGUCGUCGGCGGCCAUCCAGCUCGACAACACCCUAAACCUCGACCCCGUGGCGCUGUGCCGCGCUCUCGUCUGGUGCUACAACCCCGCCGCGUCGUCGCCCGUGAUUCCCGGCGCAAAGCGCGUCGGCGGCGGCGGCGAGCAGCCCCCCGCGCUGCUGCGUGCCAGGAUGCGCUGCCACCCCACCGCCCUCGGCGAGACGCUGCAGCUGUACCUCGCUGCGCACCAGUUGGGGAUUCCCACGCUCAAGGAGGCCAUCUUGGGCGACUGGCGCCGCGAGAAGCGGUGCUUGGUAUUUGAUGAUUGGCAGGUUUUGGACUUGGGCGCGCUGGCGGUCAUGACGGCCGUGCUGCCGCGGGAGGAUCCCGUCUGGGCGGAGAUUGAGAGAGGCGGGCGGGAAGUGUUUAAGAAGCCGGUCGAGUUUACGAGGGAGAUGUCGGCUUUGAGGCCCGAGACUAGUGUGUAGGAAUUCAUGUGUUAUGUAGCUUAGGUAUCUAGGUAUGCUGCUGGACAGCUUGUACGCCUAGGUAUGCUGCUGGACAGCUUGUAUGUCUAGG
This is a messenger RNA of Lasiosphaeria miniovina, 1059 nucleotides long. RefSeq lists its product as uncharacterized. The record is from RefSeq and is a predicted model, not a curated record. Lineage: Eukaryota; Fungi; Ascomycota; Sordariomycetes; Sordariales; Lasiosphaeriaceae. The transcript has a single exon. Bases 318 to 968 code for a protein of 216 amino acids.